Molecule: messenger RNA, 294 nt
Organism: Leptosia nina
Lineage: Eukaryota; Metazoa; Arthropoda; Insecta; Lepidoptera; Pieridae
Source: the annotation of a GenBank genome assembly
AUGGACAUUCACAGACGAAAAUGUAUAGAUCAGCGCGAUGUAUCGCACCUAUCGAAUCACUCUUCCACCAUCGAAGUGACCCCAGCCCUCGCGAUAACGCGUGAGGCAAACAGGAAGACCGCAAGGGUAUGUCCUAUUAGCGUGGAGCAAACAAUAAGGGAGUCCAACCGCACGGACCACACGGCCAGCCAAUUACCGGAUUACUUAUGCGAUUACAGAGCCACGAUCAGAGUCGAAGAGCUGGACGUUUUUUUUUCACCUCUGCGAAGCGGCACGCGUCACCUUUGUAUAUGA